Gryllus bimaculatus (two-spotted cricket) is the source of this 1614-nucleotide messenger RNA. The record is from the annotation of a GenBank genome assembly. Lineage: Eukaryota; Metazoa; Arthropoda; Insecta; Orthoptera; Gryllidae.
AUGCUGUGUGCACUCACCGUGGUGCUGACUGACUACGAAUCGCUGACGCUGCACUUCACCAGCGCGGUGGCUGUGAGGUGGCCAGCAAUGGUACCUUCAUGCUCUCUCGGGGCGGCGCUGCGCGUGGGCGGCUUCCUGGCGCUGGGCCGCGGACGCGCCGCGGCGCUCCUCUGCUGGGCGCUGCCCGCCGCGCUGCUCGCCGCCGCCGUCGCCGCGCUGCUGGCGGCCGACACAUUUUCUUUGCAAAGGUCGGCCGCUGGGCAGCCUUCAGUAACAGAUGUUCCUCAUGCCAAAGUACAACCUCUGCACCCUCCAACCAUGCCUCCGUCACUUCAGCAACUUCUUCACGAAUACGAUCACUCCGAUGAAAUUCACGGAUUUGAGAGAUUCGGAGCUAACACGGUGGAGGGGAAAGAGAACGACACGACUGCGAUAGAAACAUAUCUAGUCUACGAGAACUACAGCGACGAGAGAGGCGCUGCGAAAAACAUCCUGGAUUAUGAAAGCGAACAGGACUCAACGGAAUUCCGGGAACACACGGAACUAAUAAAUGACGUCGGCAACGAGACGGGCUCACCGGUGGACCACAAAGAGGAAAGCGAAGACAUCGACAAUUUCGUAGAUGUAGAUGAAGAGGUGGGACUGGAAGCCUUGAAGGAACGGCUGCAGGAAGCGAAAGCACGGGCGGCAGAGAACGAUGCGAGUGCCAAAUUACCUUCGCACACUCACCCCCGCUCGCAGUCAAAGCCCUUCCCGUUUCAGAUCAGACACGCACAUGCGCCUCAGCGCACGCGGCGAUCCUCGGAUCUUCAGUCUGUUAUUGGCGAUGAUCGAGGCGGCGGCGGCGGCGGCCCGGGGGCGGGGAGGGUGCGUGGGUGGCGCUGGACGGCGGGGGCGCUGGAGGCGGCGGGGCGGCGCUGCUGGCGGCGGCGGGGGGCGGCGCUGGCGGCGGCGGCGCUGCGCCCGGCCAGGGAGCUGCACGCGCGCGCCGCCAGGGCGCUGCUCGACACCAGCCCGCCCACGGCCGAGCGCCUCGCAGGGGGGGGUAGUGCUGUAAGCACGUACUUCGUCUGCUUGUGUAUUAAUCCACCUCCGUCUGCAACCGCCUUCUUUUGCCUCUGCUCAGGAGCGGCCCUGCGGGCGCUGGGGGCGGACUUGACGCCGUUGGACGAGGAACUGCCACGAAAGCUUCUGUCCGUCGCGGAGGCGGCGGCGUCGUGGGCGGGCGCGCUGGCGCUGCUGGCGUGGGCGCGGCCCGAGGCGCUGCUGCCCCUGGCGCUCGCCGCCCCCGCGCUGCGCCGCGCCGCGCGCCUCCACUGGGCGGCCGCCGCCGCGCGCGCGCCGCGCCUGCACCACGGUCAGUACCCCCCGGCGCGACGCGCGCUUUUCGCGCUUGCUGGCGGCCGACGACUGCGGGAGAUGAGCGUUUGGCGGCGUCUCUACGUUUCCCUGGCGACGGCCUUGGCACAAGGGCCAAUCCGGUGUCAGUUACGACAGUAUCCGCCGACCCGCGUUGCCGAUGAAUUGUAUACAUCGCCACGAGCACGGCCAAAAGCGUUAGUUUGGUUACGAGCGUGGGCGCCGCGCCCAGUCUUGGACCUGAAUAAAACAUAA